AUGCAGUCUCUCACUCCCCAGAGACAGAAUAUAGGAUGCGCAAGAAGUCCACGAAUAACGCGCUGGGGCCCAGAAAGCCAGACAGCACAACUAAAUGGUCUGAAGACUGCCAUUACAACAGCUAUGACGCCUGAACAGGUCGAUGCUUAUGCCCUUUGCUUUCGAAUCGAGGAGCUUGGCCAGAAAAUCCGUGCUGGUGACCCUGCACCAAAAUAUGACUCAAAAAGAUCGCCCUCGCCGACACCUGAGUACGACGAAACUGGCCGCCGCAUCGACACCCGCCAGAGUCGCUACCGCCACCGUCUGGAGGAGGAAUUUCAAGCAUUACUCGAUGCCGCCUCGAAAACUGUCCGAAGCUACCAGAUACCUCGUGACUACCGCAAGUUUCAGCGCUCCCUGAUCACUGACAAAGUCUAUAUCCCGGUCAAAGACUUUCCCGACGUCAAUUUCAUCGGCCAGAUUCUCGGACCCCGCGGCCAAAGCCUCGCCGACAUGAAUAAGCAGUCUGGGCCCAACAUCGUCAUCCGAGGCAAGGGCUCAAAAGUGAAUGACGCCAAGAAGCUCGUCAGCGAAGUGAUCGAGGCUGCCGCCUCCGCGCCCGAGGACCAGAACCAGCGAAAGCGCGACCAGCUUCGCCUGCUGGCCGUCAUGAACGGGACCUUCCGCGAUGACGAGCGCCGGGCCUGCAAGAACUGCGGCCAGACAGGCCACCGUCAUUACUUUUGCACAAUGCCUUCGAGAUUCGUAGCCAGCAUCACUUGCCUCUCCUGCAAGGAAAAAGGCCAUGUUACUCGCGAUUGUCCACAAAAGAGCACGGGGCAUGUGAAGUUGCCGCCAUGGAGGGAGCGAAGGUUGGAUCAACGGCUUAAGGCCAUUGAUCACGAUGACGAAUUUGAACAGCUCAUGUUGGAGAUUGGGAACUAG
This is a messenger RNA of Diaporthe amygdali, 924 nucleotides long. Its product is annotated as branchpoint-bridging protein. Bases 1 to 924 code for a protein of 307 amino acids. The record is from RefSeq and is a predicted model, not a curated record. Lineage: Eukaryota; Fungi; Ascomycota; Sordariomycetes; Diaporthales; Diaporthaceae. The transcript has 2 exons. Gene Ontology annotation, cellular component: nucleus. Gene Ontology annotation, molecular function: zinc ion binding; mRNA binding. Gene Ontology annotation, biological process: regulation of mRNA splicing, via spliceosome.